CCCCAACCAUCCAGUUCUGCUCUCCCUUCCUGUCCAUGGCGUCUUCAAGGACCCCAUAUGUCUGCGUUAAUUGCAGACUAUCGACCCCAUUAAGCCGUUCCCUCUGUCGCAACUUCUCCUCUUCUGCUCGUCGGCCCGAAAUCCUUCGACCCGCGACAGCUCCGAAGCCCACCCCAGACGUCAAACACAUUCGCCAGAAUGCAGAACUCUACUCCAAGAACUGCAUAGAACGAAACUACCCCUCUCAUGCCGAAUACCCGCACAGAAUACAACAGCUAUCCGAGGAGGCCAGGCGUCUUGACCACGAUCUCAAAGCUCCCCGGUCCCGCAUUAAGCAGCUGGAGAAGACAAUUGCGAAGCUUGCAAGUUCUGCUCGACAGGAUGGACAACAAUCUGGGGGAAACACUAGCGAAGACCUGACGGCUCUCCGAUCGGAAGCUCAGCAAUUGAAGGAUGAAUCACAGGCGAUGAUGACGCAGAAAACAAGCUGCGCGGACGAAAUCCAACGACUCGCACUCUCCCUUCCGAACCUCUCUUCCUCCGAAACCCCCGUGGGAAACGACCACAGAUUAGUCGAGUAUAUCAAUUUCGAUCCCAACUCCCCUCCCGAAUGGGUCAAUCGUCCGGACCCGGCCCGCUCCCAUGUCGCGAUCGGCACGUUGCUCGGUCUUAUUGAUUUCACCAGCUCCGCAACCACGACAGGUUGGGGUUGGUACUUUCUUACCAACGAAGGUGCUCUUCUCGAACAGGCCUUGAUCCAGUACUCGUUGAGUGUUGCCCGUCGUCGGGGCUGGAAGGUCGUCUCCCCACCGUCGAUUGUCUACUCCUACAUCGCAGAAGCAUGUGGCUUCCAGCCCCGCGACCAGCACAAUGAACAGCAGAUCUGGUCCAUCGAACAAAGUGAAAAGGAUAAGAGCAAACCACAACGGUCUCUGACUGCCACAGCGGAGAUCCCUCUAGCUGCCAUGUAUGCCGGUCGGGACGUCGAUGCGUCCAGCCUACCCAUUAAAUUGGUCGGGGCAAGCCGUUGCUACCGUGCCGAAGCAGGAUCUCGAGGCGUCGACACCAAGGGACUCUACCGAGUCCACGAGUUCACCAAGGUUGAACUGUUUGGGUGGGCAGAUAACCUCCCAACACCAGCAACGGACUCCCCUACCUCCAACACCCUCUUCUCCGAGCUCCUAGAUAUCCAAACUGAGAUCCUCACCUCGCUCAACCUCCCAUGUCGCGUCCUGGAAAUGCCCUCGACCGACCUGGGCGCCAGCGCCAGCCGCAAACGCGAUAUUGAAGCCCUCUUCCCAUCACGACUUCGUGCUACUUCCGGUACCGACUCCUCUCCUGACCUUGGACCUGCCUGGGGAGAGGUAACCUCCGCUUCCAUUUGCACGGACUAUCAGAGCCGUCGCCUUGGAACUCGUGUGCGUGGCGGUGUGGUCAAAGACUCUCGCUUCCCGCAUACAGUAAACGGAACUGCGAUGGCAGUUCCGCGGGUGUUAGCAGCCAUCCUGGAGAAUAGUUGGGAUGAAAAACGGGGGGUUGUUGUCGUGCCCGAGGUUUUGAGGAAUUUUAUGGGAGGGUUGGAAGUUAUCGGGGAGAGAUCUUGAUCAUAUAUCUUGUAUAUCAUAUACAUUUGUACAAUAUCAAAACAAAACUCGACUUUGCCAGUCUGUAUUAUGCCUAUGUCUGGAAUAAAAGUAGUUAUCGGUCUGGGCCUUAUUAAUCUCAUUUAUGUACUGUAUCGAGCGUAUAUGGGAAGAUAUCCCCCAAACAAAGGCACAACAUACCCGAGGGAGAAAUAGCGAAUUUAAAGACACAGAAGU
This is a messenger RNA of Aspergillus wentii DTO 134E9, 1820 nucleotides long. RefSeq names its product putative serine--tRNA ligase DIA4. Gene Ontology annotation, molecular function: tRNA binding; ATP binding; serine-tRNA ligase activity. The transcript has a single exon. Gene Ontology annotation, cellular component: mitochondrion. The coding region runs from base 36 to 1604 and encodes 522 amino acids. Gene Ontology annotation, biological process: mitochondrial seryl-tRNA aminoacylation. The record is from RefSeq and is a predicted model, not a curated record. NCBI's taxonomy places the organism in Eukaryota, Fungi, Ascomycota, Eurotiomycetes, Eurotiales, Aspergillaceae.